This is a messenger RNA of Mobula hypostoma (lesser devil ray), 3566 nucleotides long. Its product is annotated as 1-phosphatidylinositol 4,5-bisphosphate phosphodiesterase delta-1-like. Gene Ontology annotation, biological process: lipid metabolic process; release of sequestered calcium ion into cytosol; phosphatidylinositol-mediated signaling. The transcript has 15 exons. The record is from RefSeq and is a predicted model, not a curated record. Gene Ontology annotation, molecular function: phosphatidylinositol-4,5-bisphosphate phospholipase C activity; calcium ion binding. Lineage: Eukaryota; Metazoa; Chordata; Chondrichthyes; Myliobatiformes; Myliobatidae. The coding region runs from base 1 to 3243 and encodes 1080 amino acids.
AUGUGCUGCCACAAACUAUCUGUGCUGCUGCUCCUCAGCCUGUCGGCUGUUGGGGUCGCUGUUGCCGCCAGCCUCUGGGCCCACAGGAAAAAUACCAGGAAGGGCCCCCUAGCUGGGGAAGCUGAGCUCGGAGCAGACGUCGCCCAGCAGGACGUUGAGCGAGUGGAGCUAGAAAACUUGGGAUGCUCGAGUCUACCAGUAAUCAUCGAGACAGAAAAUCUCGAAGCUGAAAGCUUGGCUCCUGAGGUUAGAGAGUCAGAACAUGAAACGGAAUAUUUGUGUCCAGGUGAGGGUAGCCUGGAUUUCCAGGAAGGUUAUUCAGAGGAAGGAGCUCUGAAUAGGAAACCAGAGAGCCAGAAUAUUGGGGGUGAUAAUAUGGAAGAAGGGGAUGAAGGAAAGCAGCAUGGAAUUAGUUUACUAGAACAGCCAGAUGGAAAGCCAGGUCCCGAGCUAGCUGUUGGGAAUUUUCCGUCGGAGGUGGCUGUUCCAACAAUGAACCAAGUGUUCAAAAACGGAGAUACCUGGGAUGAGAACACGAUAAAUGAAAGUAAGGAUGAAGGAAUCAUUGCGGAGGAGGAAGUGAAUAAUGAAAGGAAAGACAAUGUAAUUGUGGGAGAAGAGAAAGUGGGACUUAAAAGAGGGGAUCAAGGAAUGAGCAGUGAAGAACAAGUGCAGAACGAUGAACAGAGUCCAGAGUGUGGGUCAGAUGACACCACAAAGGUGGGUGACAGAAGAGCUCCAUUGAGUGGAAGAUUGCAAUCGGUAGGAAAGUUUCUUGGCGUUAAGAAACGAAGGUAUGCAGAGGUGAGAUUGGCUGAGGAUGGGAAGACAGAAUACAAGAAAAGAUGGCCAAGAACAAAUCAAAAACUCCACAGGGAUCGGCAAAGAUGUGAACAAGAGGGCUGCCGAGGUGAGGGAAUGGUGCCCGCGGAUAUGACACUGCAGUCAAGAUUCUGCAAAGAGGAUUCAGUUCACAUCACAACAUAUACAGAAGAUUUGAAUGCAAACUCUCACAAAGAAGCUGAAGAAGACUUCAACGAAGAAGAUCUUGAAGUCAUGCUCAAAGGGAGCCGUCUGCUGAAAAUUAAGUCUCAUUUUUGGAUGAAGUUCCGUUAUUACAGGCUCCAGGAGGACUGUCAGACGGUGUGGUAUGACUCUCAGAAAAUCUUCAAGAGAGCCAGGAACCAAAUUUUCUCCAUCGCUGACAUCCAAGAGGUGAGGGCAGGCCACUGGUCAGAGGUGAUAUUGGAGAAGCGCACUGAUUGCAGCUUCUCCAUCCUCUUUAAGGAGAGGAACACUAAACUGGACCUGGUGGCCAACAGCGCUGAGGAGGCCCAGCACUGGGUCAAUGGCCUUACAAAACUGAAGAUCAGAAACUCCAGCAUGAAACGGAGAGAGCAGCUGGACCAAUUGUUCCAACUUUACCUGCAGAAGGCCAAUAUUGAUAAGAACGCCAAAAUGACGCUGGAAGAAGUGAAGCAGUUUAUGCAUAUGAUGAAUAUAGAAGUGGAUAGUAUGCAUGCAAUGGACCUGUUCAAGAAAUGUGACAAGGCGAAAGACGGUACCAUCUGUGGCAGGGAGAUUAAAGAGUUUUAUCACAUGCUCACGGACCGCAAGGAGAUCACCACCAUCUUUGAUUUCUACUGCAACAAGGAGCAGCUGAUCAGCGUGGGAAAACUCCAGGAAUUCCUAUGGAAGGAACAAAGGGAGAGUGUGACACAGGAGAAUGCAUCACAUCUCAUCCAGAUGUAUGAAUUAAACGAGGAAGCGAAGCGUCAUUUCUUCAUGACCAAGGAUGGAUUUCUGUUCUUCCUGAUGUCACCGAGAGGGGACAUUUUCAACCAAGAACAUGACAAGGUUUACCAAGACAUGACAAAGCCACUCGAUCAAUAUUACAUUUCUUCCUCUCACAAUAUCCACCUGCUCACAAAUCUGCUGGAGGAUUCCAGUAGCACCGAGGCCAUCAUCAGUGAACUGAAUAAAGGCUGCCGCUGGAUGGAACUGGAAUGCUGGAAUGGACGGAACGGUGAGCCUGUUAUUUAUCACGGCUUCGCCCUCACCUCAGAAGUCCUCUUACGGGACGUCAUGGAAGUCAUAAAUAAUUAUGCCUUUACGGUCACUCCUUACCCCUUCAUCCUGUUGUUGAGGAGCUACUGCAGCAUAGAACAGGAGAAGGUCAUGGUGCAGGUCAUGGAAUCUAUCCUGGGGGACAAGCUGCUCUACAAGCCCUUCAUUGGGACGAUGCCCUCACCUGAGGAACUGAAGGGAAAGAUCCUGGUGAAGCUUAAGAGAGUAAACCGAGUGAUCGGUACAAUUGUUGAGAACGAGGAAGCCUUGGACGAAGAUGAGGCUGCUGAAAUGGAGGAGGUCGCAAGAAAGCAGAAGUCUCAAGAAAAGGUGAGUCCCCUUUCUCUUCCGUCGUUCACCUCACUGAAUUCCUUCCCUCAGUCCCGGCCAAUUCAUUCCGUCUCUCUUUUCCUUGCUCAGUUAUUCACCCAGAUUGAGGGUGCCAUGAGCAACCAGGUCUCCUAUGAGAUAUUGUCCUUCGUGGAAAACAAGUUCAAUGAACUGGUGCAGGACUCAGGCUCCACUUUCCAGUGCGAUGCCCAACAACUGGACAGGGUAUAUCCAGAAGACUGGAAGACAGACUCGCCGAACUACUCUGCCAUUGACAUGUGGAACGCCGGCUACCAGAUAGUGGCCGUGAACUUUCAGACCUUUGGGCAGGAGAUGGACAUCUACCGGAGUAAAUUUCGAAACAACGGUUUCUCUGGUUAUAUCCUGAAGCCUAAGUUCCUGAGGAAGCGUAAGACAACGUGUGCCUCAAGGAUCCAGAUGAGACUCUGGCUGAACAGAAAGAAGCUGAGCGUGCUGGUCCUCUCUGCCCAGCAACUCCCCAAGACAAACAAGGCGAAACCCAGCUCGGUGGUGGACCCACUUGUGAAGGUGCAGGUUUUUGGAGUCAAAGACGACAAUGAUCAGAAAGUGACACCACAUGUUUCCAACAAUGGUUUCAACCCCAUGUGGAACACAUACUUUCAGUUCGACGUGUGCAUGCCCGAGCUGGCCUUUGUUCAUUUCUUGGCUCAGGACUUUCCCGGCUCCUCGAGGAAUGACUUCAUCGGACAGUUCACACUACCAUUCACUAGCUUACAGCAAGGGUACCGCCACAUCCACCUUCUGUCAGCAAAAGGCGACCCCCUGCCCGCAGCCUCACUCUUCGUCAACAUCAGGAUCGACUGAAUCCUCACCGCCAUGAUCUCCUCCGCUGGGAUUCCUGACUCACCAGGAGCUGGAACAGAGAGUCCUCUUGAGCAGCUAGAGAAGGACAGAGGGACAGCUGGAUUGGGUUGGGGUAGAUUGAAAGAAAGAACAGGGAAGUGGGAGGGGGGAGGGGGAAAUAGAGUGGGAGAUAAGAGAGAAGGGGAUUGGGGUUGUUUCUGGGGCCUGAGAAUGGAGCUCAAAUGUACUUACUGACCUUUCCAUUAUCCGCAUGUGUUCACAUUUAACACUGGUCAGAGGACAGAGAAGGGAUUACUCACCAAGUCAGGAGCUGAUUGAUGGCG